UCGAGCACUGUAAUUCUAUAAUUACUAAGACAGUAUUGUACUCAUAUAUAUUGCACGCAAAUGUACCUAAAUGCACUAAAAUUGUUUACACGGAUUCCCUAUUCACAGGUCUGACGAGCAUUAAAAUGGACAAAAUGGGGAGUGUGAUCCUCAGUUCCACGGUCCAGUACGUGCUGUUCAUACUGCUCAGUGCCAGGAGCACUGUCAACGCUCUUCACGGGACUACCGUUAGCCAGUGCUUCAGCGAAUGCACGUGCUUCCAAGGUGCAAAGUUUGUCAACUGUACGGCGGCAGGCCUCUCCGCCAUUCCGAGUGAAAUUCCUCAAGACGCGGAGCACGUGGAUUUUUCCAACAACAACAUCACCCGCAUCGGUCCAGGAACCAUGACCCUCCUGCGGAGGUUGCACAUCCUCGUGGUCAGAAACAGCAACGUCGCACACAUCGCAGAGAGCGCCUUCCAGGACCUGGACAACUUGCGGAAGCUGGACCUGAGCGGUAACAGAAUAAAAGACCUCCCGAAUGGAUUCUGCCACGGCCUGUCCGAAUUGACCGAGCUGAAAUUCACCGACAAUGAAAUUAUGAACGUAUCGUACGCGCAGUUUCAUUGUCUGGGACAGCUGGAAAGCCUCAAAUUGGACAGCAACAUGAUAGCACACGUUGAAGCGGGUGCCUUCCGUAGUCUGACUCGACUUCGCCACAUGAAUCUCAACAACAACUACCUGGAGGUGCUCACAGAUGGGAUGUUCUCGAUGCUGCAGCACUUGGAGGUCCUUGAACUUCAGAACAACAGCAUUGCCACAAUCGAGCCCACCACCUUUGUGUCUCUGCGCAGCUUGAUAAUUUUGGAUCUGAGCUACAAUAACAUGAGUGACAUAACAUUUAAGGUGUUCAUGAACAUCGACACGCAGGACACGCAGAUUCAGCUGUCCCACAAUCCCUGGGCGUGCGACUGCGAGCUGCAGCGAGUGUUCAACAAACUGGAGCAGGUGCGCCGCCUGGCCAUCGAGGACUAUGGCCACGUCGAGUGCCACUGGCCCCCGUCGUUGCAGAACAGGACGCUGGCCAGCAUGGACAGUCAGCUGUGCAUCGCCGAGACGGCCACAAUUCUCAUCAUAACCAUCACCGUGGCCGUCGCCAUCGUCGCCGCCAUCGUCAUGGCUGAGCGCAACCGCAAGAAGCGCACGGGCAAGCAUUGGACGGAAGACAACGAUAUGCCCUGAGUGGACAUCCCCAACAGAGGGAGGUUGCAUUAUUGUGCGUAAUAUCUCUCCGAUGUAACACGUGUUGUUGGGAAUGCUGUCCCGGCAUUUUGCCCCACAUGCUGUAAAGUUUCUCGCGUGCAACCGGACAACACAUUGGAGAGAGGGGGGUUGUAUUUACUGUUUUCCUCAAUAUCCAACUCUUUUAUAAGUUCGGGGGCACUCGAAUCUGAGGGUUCACAAGGUAGUGGCAGGUUGCGGUCAGUGACAAGAGGGCUUAUUGGUCAAUGGCUGGAGUUUGUACUUUGCUCAUGAACAGGUUAUGAAUGCACACCCUAUAGAUGUACGACUCUGAAUCUAUAUAGGCUAUCAUGCUAGAUAAUUGUGCUGGUAUUUAAAAAUGCAUUUUUUUUGUAAUCUGUAAGAUGUGCAAAACAAAAGAUCGAGUAAAUAUUCCAAGAAAGGAAAAUAAGUGAAUUCAAGUAAAGCAAUCUUUUACGUGAUGAUACAAUUGUACUAAAUGGGAUUUGAAAAUGGGUGAGAGUGUUAUGAUGCUUGUAAUUGUAUUGCAUUUUAAUAACGGAGACUUCUUAGUGGGUUAUGUAGAAGAAAAUAUAAAAGGAUGGGUAAAUUGUAUUAUAUGUUUUAAAAAACCGUUUCCCCAUACUUUUUGUGAGUAUCCCGCUAACAUUAGCUUUGUGUUUUAUGAAUGAAGACAGCAAAAACAGCUUCGUAAUGGACAAUAUAAAUCCUCAGGGGGUUUCACUUUGAGACAAAGACCAUCUAUAUUUUAUGCAUUCGGUACAUUGUAGCCACCGAGAAGUGCUGACUGGCAGUGAUAAUGAUGAAUAACUUACACGGUUUUUUUCAGUCAAAAUUAUGGUUCACGAUUUCCGAAUUGGCUCGGACCACAUUAAUGAUCUGACCCAAAUUUGUGUUGUGAAAGAUUCUGAUUUCCUGGAUUGUUACUCAAACUUCCUGGGUUUGUCUUGAUGAUGUGUGAAGUAGUUUAAAACGAAACGUCGUAUCCCAUCACUAAAUUUGAUUCUGAUGAUUGUGAGGCAACUUAUCGGGCAACUGAAACAAUAACAAUUGGUGUAUACAUGUGUGUCGGGUGGUUGAGGGUUCUUAACGACACAAAUUGUAUCAUAUCGUUACAUGGCCUAACUCAAAUAUCAAUUAUGAAUCAUAAUUGCGCAUAUUUAACACAGUUCCUUUGUUGCCCUCUGUGCACAAUUACACAAACUGUGGACAAUAUAUUAAUAAUAUCUUAAUUGCCCAUCUAUUUAGCGACUGCAGCCACCAUGAAUAAUGCAACAUCAGGCAAAGUAAUUGAGCAUAGGUAGUCACAAUAUCAGGUGCAGCCAUUAAUUAGAGAUAGCUAUCAACAACAUCUACUUAAUUCCCUCUAAAAUACUGUACAAUAAAGUAUUUAACUGCAUUCGCAUUCAUUUUUAUUCUUUUGCAUUUAAGUCCAAUAAUAUUUCUGAAAUUCAUAUCUUCGGUAUGUGCAAUAGUAAAAUGGGUAGGCAUUUAAGACAAAUAACAUUCUCUGAUAAUGUCUUCCCCAUGUAUUUAAAAAAAUACACACUAAACCUCAAACAGUUGCAUUUCUAGUAUAUAUUUUAUUCUGAGCAUUACUGGCAUUGUGAACAGCUCAACAUGCAUGUUGCCAUGAAAAUAUUUGGUUGAAAACUGCUAUUCAGAGUACAGUACUCUUAUAUUCUAUUUCCUCAUUUUAUUUUUAUUCACAGCCGUUUGUCAAUCGACUGUUGAAUGAAAACCUCCACGCACAGUGUCAGUCAUGGGGAUUGUUUGACCAUACUUCAUCAUGCUGACGGGUGCAGGUUGGUGAAGGAGAGAUUGGCAGGACCGGAUCAGAUAUCGCUCACCACUUAUGUUAACCUUGGCUGGGAAUUGAAUUGAGGUCACCAGGUUAUUAGUAUAACGGGCAAAACCACUGCGCUGCGCUAUUUUACAAUCGAGCCCUUCAUAUUGUACUGAAUUUUAAAAGGAAAUGUUUUCAUUGUCAAUAGGAAAAAAGUAAAAUGUACAAACUUACGCAGUACUUUUCGAUGUAAAGCUUUCGUGACUGCAAGGAUUCAUCUUCUUUGGUUCUUUCGGUAAAGUCACAUAGAAUGAGGAUAACAUAAUAAAUUGAUAAAAUAA
This is a messenger RNA of Petromyzon marinus (sea lamprey), 3368 nucleotides long. RefSeq lists its product as uncharacterized. The record is from RefSeq and is a predicted model, not a curated record. Lineage: Eukaryota; Metazoa; Chordata; Hyperoartia; Petromyzontiformes; Petromyzontidae. Gene Ontology annotation, molecular function: protein binding.